Molecule: messenger RNA, 416 nt
Organism: Trematomus bernacchii (emerald rockcod)
Lineage: Eukaryota; Metazoa; Chordata; Actinopteri; Perciformes; Nototheniidae
Product: classical arabinogalactan protein 2-like
Exons: 3
Coding region: 15-416 (133 amino acids)
Source: RefSeq, a predicted model, not a curated record
CAUACCCUGGUCUGAUGGCUCAUUUGCAGAGCCACCAGAGGGCACUUGUGAAAUAUGGAGGUUAUAAUGUUUAUAAAUGCCAUCUCAAAUGUGUGGCCAGCAGCCAUUAUCACUGUGGCCCAAGAAUCAUUGGGAGAAAGGAGAUGUUUAUUAGUCACUUUAAAAACUGCUGCACUGAACAUCCAACUACGUUGGCGGCGGCCCCAGCAACCACAACGACUCCUCCAGUGAUGGCCCCGACGGCCGCUCCAGUGAUGGCCCCGACGGCCGCUCCAGUGAUGGCCCCGACGGCCGCUCCAGUGAUGGCCCCGACGGCCGCUCCAGUGAUGGCCCAGACGGCCGCUCCAGGGGCUCUGGAGGUCCGACCUGACAGGUUGUCCGACCUGACCUGCUUGUGUUGGGAGUUUUUGGUGUAA